Messenger RNA from Astyanax mexicanus (Mexican tetra), 4169 nucleotides. It is a transcript of the gene asip2b, whose product is annotated as agouti signaling protein, nonagouti homolog (mouse) 2b. The transcript is spliced from 3 exons. Gene Ontology annotation, molecular function: type 1 melanocortin receptor binding; neuropeptide hormone activity. The coding region runs from base 114 to 497 and encodes 127 amino acids. Gene Ontology annotation, biological process: hormone-mediated signaling pathway; neuropeptide signaling pathway; adult feeding behavior. The record is from RefSeq and is a predicted model, not a curated record. Gene Ontology annotation, cellular component: extracellular region. NCBI's taxonomy places the organism in Eukaryota, Metazoa, Chordata, Actinopteri, Characiformes, Acestrorhamphidae.
UUAAGGAGUGAGCUGAAGUGCUCUGAAAGUGUGCUCUGUGAUUCACUCCCAUCUCUCUCACUCUGCUUACCUUCACCUCACUCCUCAUUCCUCACUCCUCACUCUCGGGCAGCAUGGCGGGGAGGUACGGGCUCAGUCUGGGGUUCUGUUUGGUUCUGUUGGUUCUUCAUUCCGCCGCAGAAACGCACAAAAAACACGAAAACGACGCGGCUCACCAUCACUCUGCCCCCUCCGGAGCUACAGGAGCACGGAAUCAGGACAAACCGAAGCGCCUCUUCGCCAGGACGCGCUACCUGCCCACAAAGCAGCUCCACGUGCAGAGACCCAAGCCUGAGACUGUGGGUGCGGCACCCGUGCCGGUGCGCCGCUGUGCCGGCCUGAUGGAGAGCUGCUCUGGACACGUUCCAUGCUGUGAUUCCUGCGCCUCCUGCCACUGUAGACUGUUUAACACCAUCUGCCACUGCUGGAGGCUGGGAAACUGCACCAAAAAGACUUAACACCUUUCUGAAGCUACAGAUUCUGAAGACGGGGGUGGAAACCUCAGAACAAUUAACUCUUAUUACAUUUAUUACAACUAUUACAAUUACAGCUAUUAUUGAUUCAAAUGACUUUGCUACAAUUAUUUAAAAAAAAUGAAUAUUAUUAUAAUUAUUAAAGAAAGAUAUUCACUACAUUGCCAAAAGUAUCUUAUCACCAUCCUUGGGGUGGGCAAUAUUAUAUCGUAUACAAUAUAUCGUGACAGAAAUAUCAUGAUAUUAAAAAUCCAUAUCGUGAUAAUAGGGCUGUUCUGUCUUAAAAGUAGUCUAUUAUUUACUGUGAAGCUUUAGUUUUAUUUAUUGUAUAAUUGUUUUAGUUUGCAGUUUAUAUGAAUGCAAUAUUAUUCUGAAAUAUUAUUUGCUGCAUUAUAUUAUUUUAUGCUAUAUUAUUUAUUUUGCCACAUUAUGAUUAUUCUGUUAUACUCUUAUACUAUAUUCCUGAAAUAUCAUUAUAUUAUUUUAGAGCCAUAUCGCCCACCCCUAGUUCUCAGUCUCUUCCACUGUGUUAUAAUAUCACUGACAGUUGGCUGUGGAAUAUUUAGUAUAUAGUAGGGGUGGGCGAUAUGGCUCUAAAAUAAUAUCACGAUAUUUCAGGGUAUUUUUUGCGAUAACGAUAUACUUGGCAAAAUAGGAAAACAGUAAAAGAAUUAAUUAUUCCUGAAUAAUUUCAGGAAUAUAGUAGUAUAAGAGUAUAAAAACAAAAUCAUAAUGUGGCUAAAUAAAUACGAUAGCAUAAAAUAAUAUAAUGCAGCAAAAAAUAUUGCAGAGUAUUUAGUGCAUGCAUAUAAACUGCAAACUAAAACAAUUAUACAAUAAGUACACCUAAAUAAAUAAUAGACUACUUUUAAGACAGAACAUCUCUAUUAUCACGAUAUGGAUUUUUAAUAUCACAAUAUUUCUGCGUCACAAUAUAUUGUAUACGAUAUAAUAUUGCCCACCCCUAGUAUAUAGUAUAUAGUAGUGAGUAGUGAAAUUUCACUACUGGACUUGUUGCUGCACAGGUGCUGCAUCCUAUCACACAGUACCACAUCUUUCACUAAUGUUUGUGGAAGCAGUCCCAGCAUGCCUGCUUGCUUUUAUUUAUACAUCUGUGUUCAUGGAAGUGAUUGAUGAACAAAUACUUUUGGCAAUACAGUGUCUAGUGUAACAGUCACAACAUACAGACAAUAAAAAAAUAAUACUUUUGUUUGUUUAUGUUUGUAGCCUAAAAAUCGAAUUCUGGAUCUCGUAGUCUAUUAUAUUUUAGUGUAGUUGAUUCUGGUGUUCUGAAAUCAGUGUCAGAAUAAAUUAAUGUAUUUUUCGCACUAUAAAUUGCACUGAAUCAUAAUGCGCAUUAUUUUUAAAGUCAAUUGAGUGCUGGAUGUAAAUCUACACCGAUUUCUCUCCUGAAAACUGUUUGUUUGGGUGAGUAAAGCGCUUCUGUUUAUUUACAGUAAGCUUAGAUUUGCAGAUUUUCAGUAAGGCGAUAUUAGCUAGCGGUUUGUCCCACGUAGCUUCUUUUAACACAGUAAACACGCAGACUACAGUCUGAUAUACUCGUCUCUGAGUGGUGAAAGGGCUAGCACGGUUAGUGGGUAAUGCUAAUGCUGCUCCAGCAGUGCUAGCCGGGGUUAGCAGCAGGCCACAGUCCGAUAUACUCGCCUCUGAACAGCGUAAGAGUUAGUGCGUUUAGCGGGUAACGUUAAUGCUGCUCCAGCAGUGCUAGCCGGGGUUAGCAGCUGACAACAGUCCGAUAUACUCACCUCUAAAUGGUAAAAGAGUUAGCGCGGUUAGCGGGUAAUGCUAAUGCUGCUCCAGCAGUGCUAGCUGGGAUUAGCAGCAAGCUACAGUCCGAUAUACUCGCCUCUGAACAGCGUAAGAGUUAGUGCGGUUAGCGGGUAAUGUUAAUGCUGCUCCAGCAGUGCUAGCCGGGGUUAGCAGCAGGCAACAGUCCAAUAUACUCGCCUCUGAGCGGUGAAAGAGCUAGCGUGGUUAGCGGGUUAUUCUAAUGCUGCUCCAGCAGUGCUAGCCGGGGUUAGCAGCAGGCUACAGUCCCACCAACUUGCCUCUGACUGGCAUAAGAGAUAGCACUUAAUGCUAGUGCGGUUAACAGCUAAUGCUAGACCUAAACUAUAACGCUCUACUGCAGAAGAGUGGCUUUACUGCUUCUCACAACCUGACUGGUAAAAUUCAAACAAAAGUGUUCCUUAUAGUGCAAAAAAUACAGUACAUUAAAAUCAUUUAAUCCAUACAUGAUGAAUAGAUGCUGCCAAAACUGGCCUUCAAAACAUCACGGAUUGCAUAAGCGACACACAUGGUUUCUGUUCAGUUUGAUCACAUGUUAGCAGACACACACAUAUCCACACAUGCACUGAAAUUCCUGGGCAAGCUAUACGACAAAUACCAGAUGAUUUAUGUUUGAGUUAAUGUGUAAAUAGUGUUUAUUCUAAUUUAGAAUUUUUAUUUUGUAUUUUUGCAUGCAUGCUUUGCAUAGUGUCUUCUCUGCUUCAGGGCACCAAAGCUGUACGCCAGCUGUAUUAUUAAUUCUUCUGUGAAAUCUCUGCGAGAGUUUCUGUAGAUACUAGGGCUGCAAGAUAUAUUGUUUAAGCAUCAUUAUCAUGAUGUGCGCAUGCGCAAUAGUCACAUCGCAGGACGCGCGACGUCACUUAAGGCAAUUAAAUCGAACAUGUCAUGUUGCAAUGUUUUGAUUCUUGAUACAGGAAGUAGAUACACAGUGCUGUCUCUGUGUCUGUGUGAGUGACAAGCUGCUGCUGUCUGAGAAGCACGAGAAGGGGAGUGAAAGCACGAGGAGGGGGUGGUGGUUGUGGGGCAGGAGUAAACACGAGGUAACCGCAGCAUGGCCUCCAUCCACAUGGUUGGGCACGUGUUUGUAAAUGUAAGCACGCGUGGAAAGCUGUGCACCUCAGUCCAGCACAGUUUUGCAGUGCAGAUAUUUCCAGUUACAGCUGAAUCCAUAUUUUAAAUCCCAGAAAAACAAACGUUCUUAUUUACCUUUUAAAAAGCCAUUUAAAAGCCUGAUUAAAGGGCAGAUUAUUGUUGUUUUACUGUUUUACUCAGGUUUUCAGUUUAGCUCAGCGCUGACUCAGCUCUUGAUUGGUCUAGACGCGAGACAGCGUGUGGGUGGGGGCGGGGCUGGUGAUGUCAUGGACCCUGCAUUGUUUAAUAUCGCCAUAUGUAUUGUUAAAAAAAGAACAAUUGCAAUGUAUUUUUUUUUUCAAUAUUGUGCAGCGCUAGUAGAUACUUUUCCACUUUUGCUAUGAGGAUUUGAUUGCAUUCAGCGACAAGAGCCUUUGUUAGAUUUAGGGUGCUGGAAAAGCACCCCCCCACAUCAUCUUCAACUCCCCUAUAUUUUUCUUUUCAAAUACAGAGAAAAUGCACAGUCUUCACCACAGUUUAGCACUAAUCCCUGUCCCUCUGUUUUUUGUAGUGACUCGAGGCAGUUCAUUCCUUCAGAAAUAUUAAAGAUUACAGAAGACAGGAGGAUCCUGAGAAAUGCCUUACAGCCGUGAAGUGACAGCCACUGCUAUAAUAAUCAUAGCCAGGUUAUGUUGACUAAACCUGAGCGUAAUGAACACUGUCUACUAUGUCUAAUUCUCGAGUAAUUUCAUUUUUUUAAUAAACGCUUCAAAAGAA